GACUAUAAAAAUCCAACAAAGCCAAAGAGUUUACUUCACUUCACUCUACUCUAUUCUCAUAUUCAAAUGUCUUUCAAAAUGUGUGGGUUUGUGUGUCUGAUGUUGGUGUAUUGUGUGUCAAUGUCCAGCUCUUCAAAGUUUGAUGAACUGUUCCAACCAAGUUGGGCUUUUGACCAUUUUGUUCAUGAAGGAGAUCUCCUUAAACUCAAACUUGACAACUCUUCCGGUGCUGGUUUUGGAUCCAAAAACAAGUACAUGUUUGGGAAAGUAUCUAUCCAACUCAAGCUUGUUGAAGGUGAUUCUGCUGGGACUGUUACUGCUUUCUAUAUGUCAUCGGAGGGUACAAAGCACAACGAGUUUGAUUUUGAGUUUUUAGGAAACAGCACAGGUGAACCUUAUUCUGUUCAAACAAAUGUCUAUGUUAAUGGAGUUGGUAACCGUGAACAAAGACUUAACCUUUGGUUUGAUCCUACUAUGGAUUUUCACUCUUACUCUAUUUUCUGGAAUCAACGCCAAGUUGUGUUUUUGGUGGAUGAAACUCCAAUAAGAGUCCACACAAACAUGGAGCAUAGGGGAAUUCCAUAUCCAAAAGACCAGGCAAUGGGUGUAUACAGUUCAAUAUGGAAUGCAGAUGAUUGGGCAACACAAGGAGGAAGAAUGAAAACAGAUUGGACUCAUGCACCUUUCAUUGCAACCUAUAAAGCCUUUGAAAUCAAUGCAUGUGAGUGUCCAAUUUCAGUGGCUGGAAUGGUUAAUAGAAAGAGAUGUAGCAGUAGUGAAGAUAAGAAGUAUUGGUGGGAUGAACCAAAUUUGUCAGUGCUUAAUUUGCAUCAGAGCCAUCAACUGAAGUGGGUUAGGGCUAAACAUAUGGUUUAUGAUUAUUGUAAUGAUGCUUCCAGGUUUCCUGUUACUCCUCUUGAAUGUGUCCAUCAUCGUCAUAGUUAAGGGAUAAGUAAGUGUUAAAUAAGGUGAUGUGAAAGUUUGUAUUAUUAUGGGUGGAAAUGGUGAAUGUUGGUGUAAAAAAGUUGUGGAAUAUGUUCCACGUUUUUCAUAUUAUUGUAAGAAAUUAUUGACAAACUAUAUAUAAUGUGAAUUACUUGGUAUUGUUCUUCUUGUGGAAUGGAAUUUAUC
Vicia villosa (hairy vetch) is the source of this 1131-nucleotide messenger RNA. Its product is annotated as xyloglucan endotransglucosylase protein 6-like. The transcript has 4 exons. Lineage: Eukaryota; Viridiplantae; Streptophyta; Magnoliopsida; Fabales; Fabaceae. The record is from RefSeq and is a predicted model, not a curated record. Gene Ontology annotation, cellular component: apoplast; cell wall. Gene Ontology annotation, molecular function: hydrolase activity, hydrolyzing O-glycosyl compounds; xyloglucan:xyloglucosyl transferase activity. Bases 67 to 945 code for a protein of 292 amino acids. Gene Ontology annotation, biological process: xyloglucan metabolic process; cell wall biogenesis.